Molecule: messenger RNA, 507 nt
Organism: Acanthosepion pharaonis
Lineage: Eukaryota; Metazoa; Mollusca; Cephalopoda; Sepiida; Sepiidae
Source: the annotation of a GenBank genome assembly
AUGGAUGGCCAGGCACUAGAAUCUGUUGAUGAGUUCACCUAUCUAGAAUGUAACAUGUCACAAAACGUUGACUCACGGAAAGAUGUGGAGAAAAGAAAUGGAAAAGGUCUGUUCAUAUCUAUCGAUCUAAUUUUGCUUGUUCAUUAUCUAUCUAUCUAUCUAUCUAUCUAUCUAUCUAUCUAUCUAUCUAUCUCAGUCUGUUCAUAUCUAUCUUUCUAUCUAUCUCUCGAUCUAAUUUUGUUUGUUCAUUAUCUGUGUAAAAUUUUGCCUGUUCAUUAUCUAUCUAUUUCAAUCUCUUCAUAUCUAUCUAUCAGAUCUGUUAAUAUCUGUCACAUCUUUUCAUAUGUAUCAAAUUGCGUCUGUUCAUAUCUAUCUAUCUAUCUAUCUAUCUAUCUAUCUCACUCUAUUCAUAUCUAUCUAUCUAUCUAUGUCUGUUCAUAUCUAUCCAUCUAUCGUUCUAAUUUCGCCUGUUCAUUAUCUAUCUAUCUAUCUAUCUAUCUAUUUUAG